GAACCCCUCAGUCACCAGUUGUUUUAUUUUUGCACUCUUGUGCACCACCAGCCCUUUUUUUGGCGAAGGCGGCAGGAAAGCAGGAAAGAAUAAUUUUCUCAUGAUCUUGUUUUACCACACACCCACUAUGCAACCCACCAUCAAUCAAUGUGGUUCACCCCUCACUUUGCUAUGCGAGUUCGGAUGGAGUAGCAGAAAGUAUAAGUAGAAUGAUUUUUUGGGGGUCUUUGCUGAUACAUCCCGCAUGUUUUCUCUUUCCCCCUCCCCCCAUAUACAAGAUCUCCUCAGAUUUCUGGCUACCAGUGCUGUAGGUCUCACAGGAAACAAACACCGCACCGGAUUGCUGCUGUCACCAAUUGCGUCCUAUUCAAACUCGCAAUUGCAAAGCAUGCUCUCUAGCAAACGAGCCGUUCGGGCAGUUCCGACAUAAUUCGGCCUAGGUAGGCUUAUCGAGUGAGGGGUCAUUCGAUAAGAGAAUCCAUCUCCUUAAACUCCACAUCUUGCUUUACUAUUAAACCCUCCACUCCCCCAAUAAUAGCAAUUUCCUCAAUUCAAAGCAAAAAUGUCACCCUCUCGUACAUCGCCGCCUCCUGCUGCCUCUAAGGGCCUCACAAAGGAGCAGCUCGACACCUUUAACAAAGAUGGUUACUUGAUAAUCCCAGGAGCUCUCUCCCAAGAAACGGUUUCCUCCCUGCUAUCCGAGACUCAUUCUAUGUUGAACAAUUUCUCGCUGGAAGAUCAUCCCAUGACGAAAUUUAGUACGGGGGAAGGAGAUGACGUUGAACAUGUUGGGGAUAGUUAUUUUCUGGAGAGUGGUGAUAAGAUAAGAUUUUUCUUUGAAGAAGACGCACUCUCCCCAACAGGCGAACUCUUAAAACCUAAACACCUCUCCAUAAACAAAAUCGGGCAUGCUCUCCAUUCACUCUCGCCCCCCUUCGCCGCGCUCCUUUCCCCAAAUGCCACACACUCUCCUUCUCUCAUCGCGCAAUCCCUCGGUUUCAAGAAACCCCAAUGUUUGCAAUCAAUGAUAAUUUGCAAGAACCCUGAAAUUGGCGGCGCAGUCCCCCCCCAUCAAGAUUCCACAUUCUUAUACACCGAUCCACCUAGCGCAGUGGGAUUUUGGUAUGCGCUCGAGGAUGCAACGAGGGAAAAUGGAUGUUUGAGUUUUUGGCCUGGGAGUCAUAAGUGGGAGAAGGUGGGGAAGAGAUUUGUUAGGAGGAAAGACGGUGGGGGAACGGAGUUUGUGGAGAAUGAGGGGGAGGUUUUCCCGAGGGGUUUGGAGAAGAAGGAGAAGGAGGGAGAGGAAAAGGAAGGCAGCUAUGUAAUGGGCGAAGUUAAAGCGGGAGAUUUGGUGCUUAUUCAUGGGAAUUUGUUGCAUAAGAGUGAGAGGAAUACGAGCGGGAAGGGGAGAAUUAUUUAUACUUUCCAUGUUAUUGAGGGGGAGAAUGUGUAUGAUGAGAGGAAUUGGUUGCAACCUCCUGAGGGGGGCUUUACUAGGCUGUAGAGUGUGAUUUAGAAAUUAAAAUGCACAGCGUGAAAUUUCGCUUCAUGGUGGUUA
Botrytis cinerea B05.10 is the source of this 1558-nucleotide messenger RNA. RefSeq lists its product as hypothetical. The coding region runs from base 563 to 1504 and encodes 313 amino acids. The record is from RefSeq and is a predicted model, not a curated record. The transcript is spliced from 2 exons. NCBI's taxonomy places the organism in Eukaryota, Fungi, Ascomycota, Leotiomycetes, Helotiales, Sclerotiniaceae.